Leguminivora glycinivorella is the source of this 1409-nucleotide messenger RNA. RefSeq names its product phospholipid scramblase family member 5-like. Gene Ontology annotation, cellular component: plasma membrane. NCBI's taxonomy places the organism in Eukaryota, Metazoa, Arthropoda, Insecta, Lepidoptera, Tortricidae. Gene Ontology annotation, molecular function: phospholipid scramblase activity. The transcript has 7 exons. Gene Ontology annotation, biological process: plasma membrane phospholipid scrambling. The record is from RefSeq and is a predicted model, not a curated record. Bases 15 to 974 code for a protein of 319 amino acids.
CAGAAGAUUUCGCCAUGGGGCCUCCGGAAACGGAACCUGAGAAGGAUGACCAGAAACCUUUGCAGACCAUGGAGGCUUCACAGAUCUUGGAGCCUAUACAAACCUUGGAGCCGUUGAUCACCUUAGAACCUUUGAAGAACUUGGGACCUCCACAGACCUUGGAGCCUCUGCAGGCCUUGGAACCUUUGAAGAAUUUAGAGCCUUUGCAGGCCCAGGAGCCUUUACAAACCCUGGAGCCGUUGCAGCUUUUGCAGCCUUUUGAUGAUCAGAAAAUAUCAAAAGAAGUCAUCGAGCUGACGGAAGCAUCAGCAGCCUUCGGCAUCCAAGACCUGGCCGGCGUGGAGAAGCUGAUGAUCACCAAGAAGGUGGCCAUGAAGCAACUCCUCAGCCUGCAGAGCCAGCGGAGCCGGUACAUCAUCAAGGCUGCUGACAGCGCGCUGACUUACUCCGUGCUUGAAGAGAACACCCUUAACAAUUGUUUUAUCAGUUGGUGGCUCGGGUUCCUCUGCUACGGCCUUCGCCCCUGCCAGCUCAAGAUCCUGAACAAGGCUGGAGAAGAAGUCAUCAGAAUCCUGAGACCCUUCGCCUUCACCACCAGAGUCACGCCGUGCCAGCUGCAGCGGAUGCAGGUAUACUCUCCCCCGGACAAACUGAUCGGCACCAUCGAGCAGAUUUGGACCCCCGUGAAGCCGUGCUACUUCAUCAAGGGUCCGGAUGGAGAGAACCUCUUCUCCGUGCAAGGGCCGUCUAACACACUGGGCAUCUACCGCGACCUUCACUUCGAUAUCGUAGGGCCCGCGGGCGUACGGGUUGGCAGCACCUGGAAACGCUGGAGGGGGCUCGCGCAUGCGCUGUUCCGCUCGCCAACUUUAGACAAAUUCGGGCUGGCGUUCCAAAAAGAUCUCUCAGUGGAAGAGAAAGCCCUGCUCCUGGCCAGCUCCUUGCUGAUCGACUAUAUGUACUACGACACGUAAACCCGCUGUAGACCUACCCACAAUAUCGCAUAAGAUCGUUCCAUUACAUCGUUUUUUGUCACGUUCUUAGGGGCACACACAGGCGAGGACCUGGGGCGCGUCUUACGUCCUUCCUAUACAAAAUGUACUGAGGAGACGUUUUUUAAAUUACACCGCUGACGUCCGUUCCGCUUCUUAAGACAUGCGUCGCCUGAGUGUGGGUUGCCGCUUAAAUUCGUCCCAUUUUGCUUCCGGGCGGCGUGGCGCUUACGUCCGCUCCGCAUCUUAAGACAUGCGUCGCCUGAGUGUAGGUUGCCACUUAAAUUCGUCCCAUUUUGCUUUCAUUUCCUACCCAUUUUCUAUACUUUACUUUCGUCAGGAGUAUUAUUUGUCCUUGCGCAAGGUAAUGAUGAAUUGAUGACGAAUACCGAAUGUGCCAUACAAGGGCGGAUCCAG